GGUACACAUUUCAGGGUUGGUAACAUUUAUGUAUUCGAGAUUUCCAGAGCAUUUCUGAAAGGCUGUGUUCGUUCUCCGACAACUUCCUCUUCCGAGUGGUCUUUCAUGUGCGGCACAGUGCAUUGAGCAAAAUGACGACCACCAUUUCAAAGAAACGAAAGUUCGUCGGAGACGGAGUCUUCAAAGCUGAGCUCAACGAGUUCUUGACUCGUGAGCUCGCUGAGGAUGGUUACUCCGGCGUGGAGGUCCGUGUGACCCCCUCCCGCACUGAAAUUAUUAUCAUGGCCACUCGCACCCAAAACGUUCUUGGAGAGAAGGGCAGACGCAUCCGUGAGCUCACCUCCGUUGUGCAGAAGAGGUUCAACUUCCCCGAGAACUCUGUUGAAUUGUAUGCCGAGAAGGUUGCUACCCGUGGUCUGUGCGCCAUUGCUCAGGCUGAAUCCCUCAGAUACAAGCUGAUUGGUGGUCUUGCUGUCAGGAGGGCUUGCUAUGGUGUUCUCCGCUUUAUCAUGGAGAGCGGUGCCAAGGGUUGCGAGGUGGUGGUCUCUGGCAAGCUGAGGGGACAGCGUGCCAAGUCCAUGAAGUUCGUUGAUGGUCUUAUGAUCCACAGUGGUGAACCCACCAAUGACUAUGUUGACACAGCUACUCGUCACGUGCUCCUUAGGCAAGGUGUCCUGGGAAUUAAGGUUAAAAUUAUGUUGCCCUGGGAUCCCAAUGGCAAGACUGGACCCAAGAAGCCUCUGCCUGACAAUGUAUCUGUGGUGGAGCCCAAGGAAGAAAGUCUUCCUCUUGUUCCAUCAAGUGAUGUUAAGGCAAGCAAACCUGAUGCUGCACCAGUUGUUUGAACUACUUUAAUAUAAAAAUUAAGAAAACAUG
Frankliniella occidentalis (western flower thrips) is the source of this 876-nucleotide messenger RNA. It is a transcript of the gene RpS3, whose product is annotated as 40S ribosomal protein S3-A. The record is from RefSeq and is a predicted model, not a curated record. Gene Ontology annotation, cellular component: cytosolic small ribosomal subunit; nucleus. The coding region runs from base 132 to 845 and encodes 237 amino acids. Gene Ontology annotation, molecular function: RNA binding; structural constituent of ribosome. The transcript has 5 exons. Lineage: Eukaryota; Metazoa; Arthropoda; Insecta; Thysanoptera; Thripidae. Gene Ontology annotation, biological process: positive regulation of apoptotic signaling pathway; translation.